Messenger RNA from Oldenlandia corymbosa var. corymbosa, 423 nucleotides. The record is from the annotation of a GenBank genome assembly. Lineage: Eukaryota; Viridiplantae; Streptophyta; Magnoliopsida; Gentianales; Rubiaceae.
AUGAGGCUAGAUGAUCAUCUAAUGCCAACGCCGUCAUUUGUUGAUUUGGUGAGGGACGUCGAGAAAGGAAAAGAUUUGCUAGAACAUCAUGAUUUGAGCUUCUUAAGUUGUGAAGAUUCGACAUAUUUGAAACAAUUUGAUAAUUUUGAUUAUACAUAUUUCGGAUCAAUCGGAGAAGCAAGAAGCAAUUAUUCCAAGGAUUUCUCAUGCGAUUUGACUGAAGAAGAUGUCGAUGAUGUGGACGAUGAUGGUGAUCGUAUUGAAGAUAUAUUAGACGGUGGCAAUGGACUUGAAGAUGAGUUUGAAGUUGUUCCAGAUCUUGGCGUUGAAGGUGUAUUGGACGAUGUGUCUCGUGAUGAGAUUGAAGAAGGAGAGGAAGCAGAUUCCAACAGGGUGAAAGAAGUGAAUGUGUAUCCCAAAUGA